Molecule: messenger RNA, 402 nt
Organism: Fimicolochytrium jonesii
Lineage: Eukaryota; Fungi; Chytridiomycota; Chytridiomycetes; Spizellomycetales; Powellomycetaceae
Product: telomere-capping, CST complex subunit-domain-containing protein
Exons: 3
Coding region: 1-402 (133 amino acids)
Biological process (GO): negative regulation of telomere maintenance via telomerase
Cellular component (GO): CST complex
Molecular function (GO): telomeric repeat DNA binding; single-stranded DNA binding; telomerase inhibitor activity
Source: RefSeq, a predicted model, not a curated record
AUGACGAGAGCAGCACCAGCCCGCCGCCACGGCGAAAUCCUCACCAUCACCGAAAUCCUCGUCCGAACCACCGCAAUUUCAAGCACCCCUCAACCACUCUCCGUCCGUGUGCUCGGAACGUUAAUAGCAUACGAUUCCAACAACUCGCUGGCGCUUAUCGAGUACGGCAAGGCUCGUCUGGUGGUGGAUACCGCCCUACUCGGGCCGUUCAGGCACCGGCUGAGGACGCUGUUGCAGUUUAUUGGGGAUGUGGAGUGCGAUUGGCGGCCGCCAAACAGAGUCUCCUUUGACCCACCGAACGUGGGCGUUGUUGUGCGAGCACGAAUCGUGAGGAAUGUGGAAGGGUUAGAUGUGCGGUUGUACGAGCAGGCGAUGAAACUGAGACUAGAGUUCGGCGUAUGA